AACUUCUCACUGAGAAAAAUAAACACACUUCACAACAUUUUCAUUUUGUCUUUAGACGAUGACGGAGGCUAUGAUUGAAGUCGCCCUCGCGACUUUGAGAUCUCUCAUUCAGAAGGAGAUCGGUUUGUUUCUGGGUGUAGAUCGAGAGAUGAGAAGGCUUUCCAGCGUUCUCUCUACGAUCAAGGCCGUGCUUGAAGAUGCUGAGGAGAAGCAGCUCACCAACAAAGCCCUCAACAAUUGGCUCCACAAGCUUCAAGAUGCAGCUCACUUGCUGGAUGACAUCUUGGAUGAGUGUUCAACACACGCCCUUUCAUUAGAAUACCCAGAACUCAAGUGUGGGUCGUCACUCACGGUACAAGGCUCUUGCUUUAACUAUUUGCAUCCCAGUAAAUUUUUGUUCCGUUACAAAAUUGCUGAGAAACUGAAAGACAUAAGUGAAAGGAUAGAUGAAAUUGCUGAGGAAAGGUUGAAGUUCCAUUUGUGUGCGACGGUUCGUGAGAGGCGGAAUGAAGUCAUGGAAUGGCGGCAAACUACCUCAAUCAUUACUCAACCCCAAUUCUAUGGGAGGGAAGCAGAGAAAGAGAAAAUUGUGGACUUUUUGGUUGGUGAUGCUUCUAAUUUGGAGGACGUAUCAGUCUAUCCACUUAUUGGUAUUGGUGGUCUCGGAAAAACUACCCUUGCUCAACAUGUCUUCAAUGAUGAGAGGGUAGUUAAUCAUUUUGAGCUGAGGAUUUGGGUAUGUGUUUCUGAAGAUUUCAAUCUGAAAAGGCUGUCAAAAGCUAUAAUAGAGUCAGCUGGGCAUGCUUGCAGAGAUUUAGAUCUAGAACCCCUACAAAGACGACUUCAAGAGGUGAUUGGAAGGAAGAAAUAUUUGCUUGUGCUGGACGACGUGUGGAAUGAUAAUCAGGAGAAAUGGGAUAAGUUGAAAUAUGUUUUGGCUUGUGGAUCAAAGGGGGCUUCAAUUCUGGUCACUACUCGCCUUUCAAAAGUUGCAUGCAUCACAGGAACAGUGCCUUCUCAUCAAUUGUCCCUGUUGUCAGAAGAUGAUUGUUGGGAGUUGUUCAGACAACGAGCUUUUGGAUCAGAGCAGGAGGAACGCAGAGAGCUUGUGGCUAUAGGGAAGGAAAUAGUAAAAAAGUGUAAAGGAGUGCCUCUUGCGGCUAAAACUCUAGGAAGUCUUUUGCGUUUCCACAGUGAUGAAAAAGAGUGGCUUCGUAUUAAGGAAAGUGAGAUUUGGAAUUUACCACAAGAAGAAGAAUCAGUCUUGCCUGCUUUAAGAUUGAGUUAUUUGAAUUUACCCACAAAAUUAAGGCGGUGUUUUGCCUUCUGUGCAUUGUUCCCCAAAGAUCAAAGGAUGAGUAAGAAACUAGUAAUUGAGCUUUGGAUGGCCAAUGGCUUCAUUUCAUCCAAUGAAAGCGUGGAAGCUGAAGAUGAUGGCGAUAGAGUGUGGAAUGAAUUAUAUUUAAGGUCAUUUUUCAAUGAUAUUGAGGUGAAUGGUUUUGGCUAUGAUACAUUGUUCUACAUGCAUGAUCUUGUUCAUGAUCUAGCCCAAUCUGCUGUAGAGGAUGUGUGUCGUUGCAUUACAUCUAAGGAUGACUCUCCUAUUCUAUCUGAGAGAACUCGUCAUAUCUCAUUUUAUCAUUUGAAGCCAUCUCACGGACAAUGGUUGUCUUAUUUAGGACAAAUCAAAUCCUUGAAGACCUGUAUAAAUAUAAUGCAAAAAUGUGAUGAGGAUAAUAAUCUAUUGAUGAGAUGUCAUUCCUUGCGAGCGCUGGAUAUGUUGUCUUUCAAAGAGGUAUCAUCUGCUAUUGGCCAAUUAAAACAUUUGAGGUACUUAAACCUUUCUUGUGGUUCAUUUAAAACACUUCCUAAUUCGAUUUGUAGACUGCACAAUUUGCAGAUCUUGAAUCUGAACUAUUGUCAAUAUCUUGAAAAGUUGCCAAACCAAAUGGAGUGCUUGAAGUCACUCCGUCAUCUAUAUUUGGAUUGGUGUCGAUCAUUAUCUAGAUUGGCCCCUAACAUGGGUCAGCUAACUUGCUUAAAGACCUUGAAUACAUACAUUGUUGGUACACAAAAUGGGUUCCUAUUGGCAGAAUUAAGAAACUUGAAGCUUAAAGGAACACUCCACAUUAGGCACUUGGAGAGAUUGAGAAGUGUGAUGGACGCCAAAGAAGCCAAUUUGGCGGAUAAGCACUUAACUGAGUUGGUGUUGUCAUGGGAAAGAAAUGAGGAGUCCCCGUUACAGGAAAAUGAUGAGCUUAUUCUUGAAGAUCUUCAACCUCAUUCACAACUUAAAAUUUUGUCAAUAGGAGGAUAUUUUGGUACUCAAUUUCCACAGUGGAUGGGUAAUCCUGCCCUGAAGUAUUUAAGUAAUUUAGAACUCGUGGAUUGUAAAAAUUGUUUCGACAUUUCACCUCUGGAAAAGCUUCCAUCUUUGACAAACCUGAGUUUAUCAAACCUGAAUCUCUUGCAAUAUGUGGAUAAUGAAUCUUACAAUAAUGGGGUAGUGAGAGGUUUCACCACUCUGAAAUUUCUAUUGUUGGAAAAGCUACCAAACCUCGUGAAGUUGUCAAGGGUAGAUGGAGACAACAUGUUCCCAUGUCUCUCGACAUUGCAAACUUCUCAAUGUCCAAAAUUGAUCUUGCCUUGCCUUCCAUCUGUCACCGAACUAAAACUGCUGAAGGAAUCCAAUGGAGUGUUACUGGGUUCAAUUCAAAACCUGCGCAAUCUUGAAUGCCUUUGGUUCAUUAAAGAUAAAGAUCUGAUUUCCUUUCCAAAUGGGAUGCUAGGAGGCCUUGUGUGUCUCAAGGAACUCCACAUUCAUUCUCUUGACAAACUUGAAGUGCUCCCAACUGAGCUCGGCAACUUAAAUGCUCUUGAAGAAUUACAUAUUGCUGGUUGCAAAAAUCUCAAGACAUUGGCAGAGCAAGCAUUUCAAGGGUUGUAUUCUCUCAAAAGAUUGAGAAUUUGUGGGUAUACUAAGUUCAAAUUAUCGGCAGGCUUUCAAUACCUUGCUGCCCUCGAAGAUCUUACAAUUGCAGGCUGCCCCGAGGUGAAAGAUCUUCCUGAGGCUUUACAACAUAUUGUGGCCCUUCAAUCAUUAAAGUUAUAUGAUCUUCCCAAUCUAGCAUUGCUUCCUGACUGGCUGGGAAACCUAAGGACGCUGAAGUCAUUGGUUAUAUCUAAUUGCCCCAGGCUGAUGUCACUUCCAAUGAGCAUUCAGUCCCUUAGUAGUUUGAAAGAGUUGGGAAUUUACGGUUGUCCAGACCUAGUGAAGAGAUGUAAGGAUGAAACAGGGGAGGAUUGGCCCAAGAUUGCUCAUGUUUCAAGCACUCAUUUUGAAGAAGAUACAUAUUUAUCUGAAGGAAAUGGUUAUUCAUGGUAUCAUUUGGAUUAUAGAGUGAGACUUGGCCGGUGGGCUGUCAUCUAGCAGACAAAUCAGUGUCUUGAAGCAUGCAGUUUCUGUUGGGUUCCUUGUGGAGAUGUCCAAUGUGUUGCAAAUUUAUCAGCUCUAAUUUGGGAAUGAAGUUUCAUGUAAUCUUGUGCAACAUGACUUUCUUUAUGAAUCAUUGUUGCAAAUAUAGAAUGGAGGGGGCAUUUUACAUACUGAAGGUUACAUCUUCCCUUCUUCUCCUGAUAAUUUCCAGGCAGACUGUGAUUUCUCAGAACCCAUGCUAUUUGUAUGCAUUAUUUUUUUUUGUGUGUAUAUCAUUGCAUUCAAUUUAUUCCUUA
Molecule: messenger RNA, 3732 nt
Organism: Neltuma alba
Lineage: Eukaryota; Viridiplantae; Streptophyta; Magnoliopsida; Fabales; Fabaceae
Product: putative disease resistance protein RGA3
Exons: 2
Coding region: 59-3430 (1123 amino acids)
Molecular function (GO): ADP binding
Source: RefSeq, a predicted model, not a curated record